This is a messenger RNA of Leptinotarsa decemlineata (Colorado potato beetle), 804 nucleotides long. RefSeq names its product solute carrier family 66 member 3. The record is from RefSeq and is a predicted model, not a curated record. NCBI's taxonomy places the organism in Eukaryota, Metazoa, Arthropoda, Insecta, Coleoptera, Chrysomelidae.
CAAAAUAGAAAUUUUGGGGGCAUACCAUAAACAUAUGAUAUUAAAAAUGAAAACUUCAAAUUAUAUAACGCUUCUUUCGAAUUGUCUGAGUGUGAUUACUAUUUCGAUAUGUUUUAUUUUAAAAGUCCCACAAAUUCUCACCGUUCUAAGAGUGAAAAAUGCCAGAGGAAUAAACGUUAUAGCCCUAUUGAUGGAACUUUCCAGUUAUACAAUUAUGAUGUCCUAUAAUUAUAGAAGUGGCUAUGCCAUCUUGAGCUACCUGGAAUAUCCAAUAAUAUUGAUCCAAGAACUAAUACUGAUAGCGUGCGUUCUUCACUAUAAAGACAUGCUUAAUUACUUGUCUCUUUUUGGAGCCAGCAUAUACAUUUUAAUUGCUGCUGCUUUUCUAUCAGGAACAGCGCCUCUGGGUCUUCUGGCUUUCUUAGUGCCCCUGUGUACACCUAUUGGAGCCUCAUCAAAAGUUGUACAGUUAGCAGAGAUCCUGAGAACCAAGAAUUCUGAAUCUGUUAGUGUCUUGACUUGGUUCAUAUCGGCAUUCACAAACUUCACUCGGGUAUUCACAAUAUCAGUCGAGUCCAUGGAUUUGACUUUGCUGCUGAACUUCAGCAUCAACACCAUCUUGAGUAGUUCUAUUAUGGUGGCUGCUUAUUUUUAUAAACACCCAAAGAAAGAGUGAUGGAGCUGUUAGGCAAGUUACCAGGAAUAGUUCCAAAGAUAACAUGGUCGAGUAGAUUAUAUCACAAUUUUUUGUUGUUUCCAGUUGGUGAUUUGUUUUUAUCAUUUGUAUUUUAGGGGAACUACGUA